UUACCUAAUGUUGUUGUUGUUGUGAGAUGGGAGUAAGGGAAAAAAAAAAAAUCAGACGCGUUGGGCAACGCGUCCAUUAUCACCAAAUUUUGUCAGUCAUGAAUGCGUGAUGUCACUCAAAUCCACUGACCUCGCGGCAUUUGAAAUCCCUCUCUUCCAAAAAGUCUCAAAGUAAUAAAGUGAUUACGGCUUCAGUUCAAUUACACCAGGCAUUCCACUCGUCAAGUCCCAACAUCAUCCCCGUUUGACCAUUGGGAAUAUCGUCAUGCUGGAGGAAGACACCUUGGCCAACUCUUUCUACUUUGACUCCGCUCCUCCCAAAACACUGCUAACUCCGUCCAACGCAAUGUCAGCAUCCAUGUACAACUCUCACUUCGAGGACGACGAUGACCCAUGGGGAAGUGCCAUUGCAACUGAUCCUGUGGUUGAUAUGGCACGAAGCCUGAGUAGGCAAGCUGCUAUCAAUCGAACAAACCCUAGUCCUGGAUUUACCGACGUUGAUGAUAUCAUGGCCACCGACACGACUGCCUCGAGUGCUUUAUCUGGCGUUAAGCUACCUCCUAUCUAUGAAACCGCCUUUGCACACGCUGGUCCAUCCGAUGGUAAAGUGUCACUGCAGGCAUUGAACCGUGUUCUAUCGCUUGGUGGUACUCAUCCCUACAUGAUUGAAAAGAUCACCAGCCUAGUAGUACCUGGCCAUGCCUCCUAUGUCACAAAAUCUGAAUUUAAUGCAGCUCUUGCAUUACUUGCACUGUCUCAGAAGAACGUUGAUGUGUCCGUCCUUAGUUUGUCUCGACACAGACAUGAUCUACCGCUUCCCGUACUCAUAGGGGUUGAAGAUCUGGAGAUUAAGCAGUCGCCGUUUAAUUCGAGGACUCCUCAAUCUCCACAACCUGCAGCCGAUGAUGACGACCCUUGGAAAACGUUAGUAGCGGUCGAAGCCCAUUCAAAUGGUAGCUAUGCUCAGGCGGUAGUAGCCGCGGCAACAGUUCCAGCAGCAGCAGCAGCACCUAAGCCUGUCGAAAAACCAGUCGAACCCUACACUAAACCAGUUGUCAAAGAAACAACACCUGUCGUCGAUACCAAACCUCAACCUCCACCUCAGCCUAAACCGCAGCUUACAAAACCAAUUUCUGAAUCGCCCGUUAAAGAGACGCCAGUAUCCCCUAUUGCAGCUCCUGUUGCGUCUCCGAGAACUAUAUCCAGUCAUCCACCACCCUCUCCAUCCAACAACAAGACAGCACCAUCCACCAUUGCACAACGUGCAUUGACACCUGAGCGACCUAGGGUCAGAGGGUCCACUGAUAACUAUCAGUGGUUUUUGGACAGAGACCUUAUCAAAGUCAAUGUUGCGCCUGAGAAGGAAGGGUUUUUAUUCAAACAUAUCAACUAUGUUGUGGAAAGUCAGCAACGAUCGUCCGUGGUAUUGAGACGAUACAGUGACUUUUACUGGCUAUUGGAAACGCUUGUCAAGCGGUAUCCCUUCCGCAUUCUUCCCAACCUGCCACCCAAGAAGCUCGGUGGUAUGGAUGCUGUGUUCUUGGACAAGCGACGCAAAGGGUUGACUCGGUUUGUCAAUUUUUUAGUAUGUCAUCCUGUGCUUGGCAAAGACGAAGUGGUCAAUAAGUUCUUAUCGGAGCCGUCCGAGUUACUGGCUUGGCGACGACAACAUCCCCCUUCGAUUGAGGAAGAAUUUGUGAGACUCAACCCGGAUGUCAAGGAAAUGCAAAUGGAAGUACCGGCUGACUUGGAUGAACGACUUGCCAAGGUUGGCAACAACCUUACUGUUUCCAUAGAGCAUUACAAGAACAUGUGUUUUACGGUUGAACGAAUGAUUAAGCGAACUGAAGCUCAAGUGGUGGAUUAUGUUCGAUAUGGCUCAUCCAUAAGAUCCUUGGUCGAGAUCACGCAAGCAUGCUAUCAGCCAGAUUGCGAACAAUGUUCUCAAGUUGCUCAAGGAUGCGAAGCGGUUUCCGCUCAUGUUAUGAAAGCCAGUACGAUUUUGGAAGACAAGUCUGUUGCAGCUACCAACGGAAUUCUAGAAAACUUGAAGCGUCAUCGUGACCUUUUAGUAUCAUUCAAGGAGCUGCUGGAUCGAAAGGAGAGGUUGGCCGUCAACCAGAUUGACGCUCUGAACAAGCGGAUAAGCACAAACCAGACCAAGGUAAAUCAACAUAGAGGUGUGCCUGGUCUAGAGAAUGAAGUCGAGCGGCUUGACCAAUCGCUGAAAUCGGAUCGCACCGAACUCGAACUACAAACCCGCCGCCAGAUAUACAUUCAAUACUGCAUGUACAAGGAGCUAAAGUAUCUCCACAAACAACAAGGAUUCGUGUCGGUCAUGUACCAAAGCUUUGUGAAUGACCAAGUCAAAUUCUCACAACUUAGCUUGAGCAAUUGGAAGAACCUUGAAGAUCCCGUGUACCAGAUGCCGGCCGAACUGCAAUGAUCCCCCCACCCACCCCUGGUUUAAGUAAACAUGCCGCCAGCUAUAUACCUUCUAAGUCAAUGAACCGCCAAAGUAAUAUCCCCUCUAUGAUUUUGAUUUGGCUUUAUAUAUUGUAAGAGAACAGAGAA
Molecule: messenger RNA, 2574 nt
Organism: Umbelopsis ramanniana AG
Lineage: Eukaryota; Fungi; Mucoromycota; Umbelopsidomycetes; Umbelopsidales; Umbelopsidaceae
Exons: 9
Coding region: 266-2446 (726 amino acids)
Biological process (GO): retrograde transport, endosome to Golgi; protein targeting to vacuole
Cellular component (GO): endosome
Molecular function (GO): phosphatidylinositol-3-phosphate binding
Source: RefSeq, a predicted model, not a curated record